Messenger RNA from Plasmodium yoelii, 345 nucleotides. RefSeq names its product parasitophorous vacuolar protein 3, putative. The coding region runs from base 1 to 345 and encodes 114 amino acids. Lineage: Eukaryota; Apicomplexa; Aconoidasida; Haemosporida; Plasmodiidae. The transcript has a single exon. The record is from RefSeq and is a predicted model, not a curated record.
AUGGCGUUCAAAAAGUUAAUAUUUAUUACAGCAUUUUACAAUUUAAUCAAUUAUUUAACAAAUGAUGGUAAAUGUACAUGCCAAGCAUUUAAUAACCCUCUUGCACAACCCCAAUUUGAAAUGGAAGAUGAAUAUCAAAUAUUUGGAGAUAAUGAUCUUACAGCGGAAACAGAACCAGUACCUGAUGAUGGAAAUGUAAAUAAUGGUGGAAAUAAUUUUAAUAAUUAUAAUGGAAAUGAUGAUGGAGAUGAUGGUGAUGAUGAUGAUGAUGAUGACGAUGAUGAUGAUGAUGAUGAUGAAAUAAUUAACAAUGAUGAUGAUGAAGAUGAUGGAAAAAAAAAAUAA